UUCAGCAUCCACUUUCUUUUCAAGUUAUGGAGAUGGAGAUGAAUUCAAAUGCUAGUGUUGUUUUUGAGGCAGAGAAUGAUGAUGAUAGUUUCUAUGCUGAGAUUAGGAGGCAGAUUUUGCUGUUAACAAGUGAAGAAAAUGAGGAUGUCAUAGAGAAAAACCAUGGUGGUGGUGAUUCAAAUAGGUCGGUUUAUGGUGUUGGUCCAGCUGCAGCAUCACUUCCUUUAAACAGUGGCUUUGGCAGUAUAUGUUGCUGGGAAUCAGAUGCCGCCGGACGGUUGCCGGCACCGGCACCGGCACCGCCGGUUUGGCUAGUGAACUUGUGGAAGCAUGGAAAAGGGACUGGUGUGUUCAUUCCACAAGUGCCAUGCAGCAAAAACAAAAGAUCAGGAAGAAUGAACAACGGCAGAAGAAGAAUCUAUAGACCUGUGGUGAAUAAUAAGGAUUGAAGAAUCUCAUGUCUUUUGAAAGUGAAGAUUGUAGCUUACUUAUGAUACAGCUCACAUGAUUUAAUUAGAGUAAGGAAUAUUAGAAAAGAGAAGGUGAAAAAAAGGGAAGAAAAGUAUGUGAAAAGUUUCUUUCAUUCAUCUUGUAAAUAUUAUUGUUCAACUUGAUGGUGUAUCUAUGUUCAGAUCAUACCAUUAUUGGAACAGAUUUGUGGAGAAUAUAUAUUUGUAAAAUGUGUUAAUAUCAUCUUAGUACUGAUAUAACUAGAU
Messenger RNA from Arachis duranensis, 716 nucleotides. RefSeq lists its product as uncharacterized. The transcript is spliced from 2 exons. Bases 27 to 449 code for a protein of 140 amino acids. The record is from RefSeq and is a predicted model, not a curated record. Lineage: Eukaryota; Viridiplantae; Streptophyta; Magnoliopsida; Fabales; Fabaceae.